AGUUCGAAAUAUUUAUUCAAACAAAACAUGCAUUGUUAGACCUUUAAUCAUGGUUGCACAGCCCUUGAUAUGUACGUUUCUGCAGCAGUUUACGUAUCACAAUGCUAAAUGGGGGCAGUCCUAACUACAGUAUCGCUUCUGAUUGGUCUUCGCGGAGGUUCCUCAUUAUUCUCAGUUGUCGCAUACGGAUGACGCUAUCAAUCUGAGCCCAGACAACAUCACCACGAGAACUCCAAAACAUUCUACCGAGGGUCAAGAUGCUGUUGCCUCAAUGUCAUGUCGAUUUCCAUGCAACUAUGACGGCAAAAGCCAACGUCAGAUAAUCGCGUAACAGAAAACUGUUAAAAUAAUCAGUCUUAAAGGUUUUUCUCAUCCAAGUAUCCAUCCGUCUGAUCAUCAUGUCUACCAAGCUAUGCAAACUGGUCGUGUUGGCAGUGCGUGCUGCUAAUUGCCGACACCCCCGGAGUAUAACGGGUUCUGGCCAAGUAGUGUUGACCACUAUGGGACCCUCUGGAGUAUUUAACUGUGGAGCUCCAAGCUCCCAGAGCAGGGCUUACAGUCUGGACUCUCUGUCUUCGGGUCCUGGUCGGCCCUCACUUGGACGCUCUGCACAACAACCUCGGGUGGAAGGGAUCUCUGCCGCCUCAGCUCUCACGCAGCGAAACCUUUCUGCUGUUGCUGUGCAGGGACAGCGUCGUCCUAUGUGCCGAUAUGACCUCUUGGAUAUUGGGGAUGUAGAGGAAAACAUCAUUCGUGCUAAGGCGUGCAAAUUAAUAAGACACUUCAUUGUGGACCCAACUAUGGCUGAGCUAGUUGCAAAGCACCUAGGACCUGGCCUUGAAGACACCAAGACGAUUAUCUUCGAGUGUAACCCAGGUCCAGGAGUACUGACUAAGACACUGUUGAAUGCAGGAGCUCAGAGAGUCGUAGCUCUCGAGGGAGACAAAUCCUUUCUGCCUGACCUGCAGGUUUUGGAAAACCGUCUUGAUGGUCAGUUAGAAGUAGUCCACUGUGAUUUCUUCAAGCUUGACCCUAUUGGCAGUGGAAGCGUCAAAGCCCCCACCAUGUUCAGUGAUAAACUGUUCACCGACAUGGGAAUAUCCGAGGCCAGCUGGACAGAUGACAUUCCUGUUAAGGUUAUUGGCAUCCUGCCCUUGCGUAAUCAGCGUGGAAUGCUGCUGAAGAUGGUGUAUGCUCUAUUUGAACGACUGUCCGUCUACAGAUAUGGUCGAGUUGAGCUCAAUCUCUUCAUUAGCGAAAAGGAGUAUAUGAAACUGGUCUCCCGACCGGGUGACAUGAUGAACUACAGAGCCUUCGGUGUCCUCUGGCAGAUGGCCUGUGAUAUAACACUACUGCACAAGGAACCCUGGCAUUCGUUUGUGUCUUCCAAACAGUGUCGCACAGUUCAAAAGGGCAAGAUUCCCAAUGAUCAUUUGUGCCUGGUACGCCUGCAGCCAAGAGCUGAUCUCUUCUCAUCCUGGCUGUCUCCGUCCAACGCUGGAACGUUAUUAAUGAUGGUCAAACAAUGUCUAGCCAAAAGGAAGGUCAAACUCGUAGAUAGACUUAAUCUGUGGUCUCCAGACAGCGGUAGCAAGCUUCUAGAGGAAAUGGGCCUGCCUGAGGACAUUCUGACUGGGAACGUGUUUCCAGAGGAGUACCUGAGACUGUUCCAGCUGAUGGAAAAGAGUCAGGAGUUCACCCAGAGCUGGCUCUACGAUGAGAUCCUGGAGAACACACAGAGAGAGGGAUGGGCAUAGAACAUUUUUAUAUUUCUAUGACAAAAUCACAUGCAAUAUAUAUAAAUAUUCUGAAUAUUAUUGUCAAGUUGUGAAACAACGUGAAUAAUUUAUACGGUUAGCUGUGAUGGCCUAAUUUAUAUAGUAUAAGUUUUAAAAAAUAUAAAAAAAAAAUAAUGUGGAUAAAAUAUGCUUUUGAUAUAAAAACAUUAAAUGCUCAAAUGGAGCUAAAAAGGAAAUCAUGUAAUUCUUGUAAAUAAAUUGACAUGCUUGCUGGGUAUGAUGCAAAUUGGUAAAUGUCAAAUUUUGUGUUUGUUCUAUAUGAUCCUCGGUUAUAGCUCAUUUAGAGAACCUUCUAUUCAUGCACCAAGGGUGAACUCAAAUCAAUGCCAUAUUUUCCCGGUGGAUGAAGAUUGUGUCACUUAUGUAUUACAGCAAUGAUAUGUAAUUAUAGAUAGAACACAUGAGGUUUGUUAAGUUAUAUUACCAAUACUCUUUAUAGUAAAUGGAUAACAGCCAAAUAUUUUCAAAAUCUAAAAUCUAGACCUGCGACUGACCUUAUCUUGGACAAAAUAAUUAGGGUUAGAAUAGUUGUUCAUAUAGUACACAUGUAACUAUAUUAUACUACACUCCACACCACUGCAAAGAUACAGUAGCCGCGAUUACAUGGACACAUCGGAUCCGCUAGAUUUCUAUGCGGAAUAGAAAAUGAUCAUAUAUACGCCUAAUUCGGAAUACAAUUAUCUGUUCGCAUAGAA
Molecule: messenger RNA, 2494 nt
Organism: Gadus chalcogrammus (walleye pollock)
Lineage: Eukaryota; Metazoa; Chordata; Actinopteri; Gadiformes; Gadidae
Gene: tfb2m
Product: transcription factor B2, mitochondrial
Exons: 10
Coding region: 399-1757 (452 amino acids)
Biological process (GO): rRNA methylation; transcription initiation at mitochondrial promoter
Cellular component (GO): mitochondrial matrix
Molecular function (GO): mitochondrial transcription factor activity; rRNA (adenine-N6,N6-)-dimethyltransferase activity
Source: RefSeq, a predicted model, not a curated record